Messenger RNA from Fusarium tjaetaba, 546 nucleotides. RefSeq lists its product as uncharacterized. The transcript has 3 exons. The record is from RefSeq and is a predicted model, not a curated record. NCBI's taxonomy places the organism in Eukaryota, Fungi, Ascomycota, Sordariomycetes, Hypocreales, Nectriaceae. The coding region runs from base 1 to 546 and encodes 181 amino acids.
AUGUCGGAGACACGGUAUCACGAAGGCCUCGAGGUUUACUCGGACAGCGCAGCUCACGCACCAGAGGUCAGCCCUCAUGGUGUUUAUAGCCAAGGCUCGAAGGAUCCAAUGUCGGGUUAUGUUCAGGUCGUCAAGGCGCGGAAGAGUCCUUUUGGUUUAAGUAUGUUGGGCCUAUGCACACUUGUUGCUAUCGUCACAGCCGUGGUCGUUGGAGCAGGUGUUGGUGGAGGUCUUGGAUCAGCUCUGGUCAGCUGCAAAACUUCACAAGUGUCUGAGGUCCCAGGAGCAUCCGCGAUACAAACCCCCGCCUGUCCAACCCUCACAACCAGCGCAAGCGACACCAUAGAAACCACCGAGUCAAAGUUCUACGAGCCCAAACCAGCAGAUCAAGUAACAAACCUCACACUCCCCGACGCAUGCUCCCAACCAAACGGUAAAGACGACUACACCACCAACGACGGCUACGUAUUCACAUUUACCUGCGGGUUCGACUACCCCGGGAACGAUAUAGUGCCUAUACUGGCUUACACGGCAUUCGACUUGUGA